AUGGCGAUGGAUAUACUCACUGCAAUUAUUCCUACAAUAAUUGACUACACAAUAAGUCCAGUUGCACGCCAAGUGGGUUAUAUCAUUUUCUACAAAAGCAACCUUGAAGAUCUGAGGACUAAACUGGAGAAUUUUGAUCUUAUCAAACAAAGGAUAAAGCAUGAAGUUGAUGAAGUCGAAAGAAAAGUUAAUCAAGAAGUGGAAGCUGAUGUCCAGAAAUGGCAGUCAGAUGCGGAGCAGACCACUCUGGAGGCAAAAGCACUCUUGCAUGAUGAAGGCCCUGCAAAGACAAAGUGUCUCAUUUUAUGUCCUAAUCUGAUAUACUAUCAUCGGUGUAGCAGGAAGUCAACAAAAAUGAUGGAAAAGAUUGAAGCACAUGAAACUAAAAAAAAAGAGUUUUCCAGUGUUUCUUACAAAGCUCCCGUAGAAGACAUAUCUGCCCUAGCCUCGGACAAGUACAUGGCCCUUGAAUCAAGGAUUUCAAUGGUGAAGGAUAUCAUUAUGGAACUGAAAAAACCUGAUAUCAACAGGAUUGGGGUGUACGGAUUAGGGGGCGUCGGGAAGACAACACUUGCCAAAGAGGUUUACAGAGAAGUUGUCAAAGAGAAGUUAUUUGAUGAUGUGGUUAUAAUACUAAAUGUCAAAGAAAAAGAGGACAAUGAAAAAAUUCAAAAAGAAAUUACUGAAAAGUUGGGGAUGGACAUUGAUGAAUCUAAGAAUAUGGGAAAAAGGGCGAAUCUCCUAUGGGCCAGGAUAAAAGAAGGGAAGACUCUUGUCAUUUUAGACGAUGUCUUAGAAAGAAUUAACUUUGAGGCUGUGGGACUUGUCGAUGUGCCGCACUGUAAGUUAUUGUUGACAUCUAGAGAAAGAAAUGUUUUAUUCUAUGAUAUGCAUACGCAAAAAGAUUUUCAACUUGGAUUUUUAACCGAAAAUGAAAGUUGGAAUUUGUUUGAGAAGAUGGCAGGUAAUGUCGUUAAAGACAACCGUAUACUGAAAGAAGCAACCCAACUAGCAAAGAAAUGUGGAGGUUUGCCGGUUUUGGUUGUUGCUGUUGCAAGUGUUUUAAGGGAAAGUAGUUUGGAGGAAUGGAAAGAUGCGUUGAGAAGUUUCAAAAGAUGACAGAAAGAAUUGAAUGAAAAAGCAUUCUUGGCUCUAAAGUGGAGUUACGAACAAUUGGAGGAUCAAGAGCUUAAGCAAUUGUUCUUGCUUUGCGGGAGUUGCAACAAUUAUCUCAGUGACUUGUUAAAGUAUAGUAUGGGUUUGGGUUUGAUAAAGAAUGUUGAGACUGUGGAAGAAGCACGGAAUUCAUUGAAUGUAAUGGUUAAAAAACUAAAAAAUUUUGGCGUAUUGCUGGACAGUUAUGACGAUAGGACUGUUAGAAUGCAUGACCUUGUACGAGAUGUUGCUGUCCGGAUUGCAUCUGAUGAUCAAAAGGCCUUUUCAAGAGCAUAUGGAGAUGAGGUGAAAGAAUGGUCAACUGACAAUUUCCUUAAAAAAUGCACAAGGAUGUCCUUAAGAGGUUGCAAGAUCCCCAGGCUUCCUGGAGUACCUUGGGAAUGCCCAGAAUUAAAAUUGUUAAUCUUGUUCGAAAAGUAUAAGGGCGACUCCCAGGAAAUCCCAAGCAAAUUUUUUGAAGGGAUGAAAGAACUCAAAGUGUUGGAUGUAACCGAAUUCCAUAUUGCGUCACUACCUCCAUCUCUUCAGUCCCUAAAGCAUCUCCACACAUUGUGUUUAGAUCGGUGCGAGUUCGUAGACAUCACUCUUGUUGGACAGCUAACUAACUUGAGAAUUCUUAGCCUCGUAAUGUCCAAGUUUAAAGAGUUGCCGAGAGAAAUAGGGGAAUUGACAAGGCUACAAUUAUUGGAUUUGACCGGUUGCUCUGAACUUGUUCUGAUCUCACCUGGUGUUAUAUCAAGCUUGACAAGACUAGAAGACUUGAGGAUGGGAAUAAAAAGCUUCAAGCAAUGGGAGGGUGAAGGUUUGGUCGAUGGCAGAAGAAGUAAUGCUAGUGUUUCAGAGCUGAAGCACUUACCUCAUCUAUCCGCAUUGGACAUACACAUUCCGGAUGCUAACCUUCUUCCAACCAACUUGUUCUCCGAUAAGUUAGAAAGAUACACCAUACUUGUCGGUGAUUGUUGGGAGUAUCCUAACAUCUUUGCAACCUCAUCUAACAUGCUAAAACUCAAGCUCACCCGGAGAAAUCAAUUCGAUCGAGGUAUAAAGUUGCUGGUAAAGAAAUGUGAGCAGUUGUACUUGGAUGGGGUGGAGAUUGUGAAUAUUAUUUCCUAUCUAUUUGACAGUGAAGCUGUUAGACAACUGAAGCAUCUCCAUAUCCAAAACAACGAUGAAGUUAAAUAUGUCAUUAACGUCAUCAAUUGGAGUUAUUCUCAUAAUGCCUUCUCCAACCUGGAAUCUCUAGCUCUUGAAAACCUUGUGAGUUUGGAAAGUGUAUGUUAUGGGCAACUCAUAGGCGAGCCUUUCCCAAAGUUAAAAUCUUUGACACUUCAGAAUCUACCAAAGCUUAUUGGUUUCUCUUCCAAAGGCAAGCAAUUAACGACUGCUACAGAAUCCGACGAAAUCGUUACGGAGGAUGAAGUUGGUGGACCACCGAGACUGUUCAAUAAUGGGGAGGUUUUGAUAUCCAAUUUAACAACCUUGAUUGUGCAUCAAUGUGAUAGUUUAAGAUUCUUGUUUUCUAGUUCCAUGGCUAAAUGUCUCGGGCAACUCAAACAUCUCACGAUAUCCAAAUGUCAAGCAUUACAAAUGGUAUAUGACACAUCAUCUACCACUCAUGUGAAUGGUUUUGAGUGCCCAAAUCUAAACUCAGUUGACAUAGACUCAUGUGAUAGUUUGAAAAAUGUUUUUCCCCCCUCAGUGGCCAAGGAUCUUAAGCAGCUAAGCAGGUUGAAGGUUAAGAAUUGUGAUUUACUGGAGGAAAUUGUUGUGAAGAAAGAAGGACCAGAAACGGCAUAUGAGGAGUUCGAGUUCCCUAAAGUAACAUUUCUGGAAUUUCAUAAUCUACCCCAACUUGGGAGUUUCUAUCCAGGACUGCAUAUUUCUAAUUGGCCGUCACUCAACAUCUUAAAGUUCACGAAAUGUGGUGAUGUGGAGAUUUUACCCGUCGAAUUUUUAACAUAUCAAGACAAGCUUGAGUUGGGCCACCCAAGGUCAACGAAACAACCUUUCUUUUUAAUUGAGAAGGAUAAGCCGCUCCUCAACUUGGAAUACUUGGUUUUGGACGAGAACACGGAUAUUUUGUAUGGUCCACUCCUGGCAGAGUUGCUGAGAAAACUAAAAGUAAUUGGUUUUGCUACUUCACAUCCCAAGUCAGAUGAUUUCUUUGAGAAUUUACAGAAUAUUGAAAAUCUCCGUGUGUUCUCUGCUCCUUGGAAAGAAUUAAUUGUCCACAACCACCAAGGAAGUAGUAGCGGGGAAAUACAUGAAGUUAAGACCCUCCCACGUGUAAAGGGUUUGUGGCUCGGCAAUAUGCCGGAGCUGAUACAUCUAGGAAAGGAGAACUCCCAACCAGGGGACCCUGUUUUUCCAAACUUGGAAUUUCUAUGCCUAGAAAAAUGUGGCAGAUUAGAGAAUCUAGCUUCAACUUUGAUAUCCUUUCGGAAUAUAACCGCUUUGACCAUAUGGAGCUGUCACGGACUGCAAUACUUAAUACCUUAUUCUGUGGCUAAAGAUUUGCGGCAACUCCGGGAGUUGGAUGUUCGGUAUUGUGAAAGAAUGGUAGAAAUAGUGGCAAGCAACGGAGAUGAUUCAGAAAAUGAGAUUACAUACAGUUGCUUGAAACAUUUGCAACUUUCUGGUCUACCAAGUCUGCAAGGAUUUUGCACGGGAAAUUGCAUUUUCAAAGUCCCAUCCUUACUGUCCAAGGAUUUGAUUGUCAAGAAGUGCCAGCUGAUCCAGUUAAAGAUUUCUCCUGAUGGGUUACUCCAAAGUGAUCCAAGACCAGAAAGACUACAAAUAGCAGAGGAAACUGAUGAUGUACUAAAGCUAAGUGAUUCAAAGGAGAAUGAUCGUGAUCAAACCGACCAGCUGAUGAUUGCAGAUACAAAUUUAGAUGUUAAAAUUGCAACACCCUCUACCAAAGAAGAAUCCUCAUUUUUUGGCUGGCAUGUUAAGUUUUUCCGGGUGUGUGUGAUUGCUUGUUUGUGUGUUGUAUUCUUCUUUCUUUUGUUUUUCCCUUUAAAGGAAGAAAUAUCAUCCUGGGGAGCAGACUGGAAGGCUCUCUGAUCUAUUGGACCACACAACACAUUCCCCAGAAAACACAUUGGUAUGACCAAAUUUUUUGGAUAGAGAGAACUAUGCUACUUGAUGUCGUGCUAUGACUGUUGGUCAUAGUUCCAAGAACAAGAUGGGCACCACUCUUAUUGUCAGUG
Molecule: messenger RNA, 4388 nt
Organism: Pyrus x bretschneideri (Chinese white pear)
Lineage: Eukaryota; Viridiplantae; Streptophyta; Magnoliopsida; Rosales; Rosaceae
Product: disease resistance protein At4g27190-like
Molecular function (GO): ADP binding
Source: RefSeq, a predicted model, not a curated record